AUGAGGAAUGACACUGAAGCGGCUAAGCGAUUGAUCGAGCAGGGAGCGAAUCCCUGCUGCGAAGACCAGCGGCAGUGGAGCCCACUGAUCUGGGCUGCCUCGCACGGCAACGAGGACCUGACCAGACUACUGAUCAAACACAAUGCCGCGGAGGUGUACAAAUCUGAUGAGACAAAGGUGCGAAAGAAGCACAGCCCUCUUCAUUGGGCGGCCUUUAAAGGUCAUCUCAAGGCUUACCACGAGAAGCUUCGUGAGUUUCACCCCGACAAGCGGCCUGAGAGCCGGGGUGAAACUGGUGGACGGGUGACACAGGCCGUGCUGGAUGCCUGGACCGUGCUACAGGACGCUGAGAAGCGCAAGGCUUAUGACAUCAUCUGGACAAAGAUGAGGAGAGAGCAGUCUGCAGCAGAGUUCGCGGAGGCUCGGCGAAGGGAGGGCAACGAGCUAUACAAAGAAGCUCAGGCGUUGUCCAAGAUGUCUGGACCUGACAGUCUGUCGGCAGCAACGGCGGCCUUGACCAAGUACCAGGCAGCCAUUGAAAGAUACUCUGAAGGCAUUUCUUUGGCUCCUCAGGACGCGGUGAUUGUGGUGGAGCUGAAACCUGACUUCAUGAAGGGAUGGUUCCUGCUUGCCAAAGCGCUUUGGAAAGAGGGAAACGCGGUCCUGGCGCAACGACAGCUUGACGCGGCUUUGCAGGCUUUGCCAGGUUGCGCCGAACUGCUUGCUUUGCAGGACGAGAUGGCGGCGGACGUUCAGGCAGCAGCUGGCGGCGAUCUGCUGCCACCAGUCCAGCGCUCCAGAAGUAGCCGAAGUGUCUCGCCUGCUUGCACGCCGGUACAAGGCAACUCCAGAUCAAACUCUCGCGUAGCCACUCCGCCUCCUGUACGUGGAGCCUCCAAGUCGUCGACCGGUGCCAGUGCACGGCACCGAUCUUCGUCUCGCCCACGCCACCGGAGUGCACAGAUUGGGAGGAGACCGCGAAGUUUGGUGAGGAUGCCGAGAGGACGGCUCAUUUUGGCGAGUUCGACGUCUCGCACUCUGCCUAUUCACAGUCCGGUCCCGGCCGCUCCACCAGCCCCAUUCGACCGCCUGCCGGGCCGCCUCCGGCUCCACCCGGAGCACCCGGAGCACCAGCAGCGCCACCACCGCCUCCGCCCCGCGACGCUUCUCAUGGACGCACAAAGGGGUCCUCCCUUGCUGGCAUGGCGGCCUCCAGUCGGCUUGGAGUUCCUGGAGGUUGAUGUUCCCUUGCCGUGGCAUGGCUUCAUUGUACAAAUGAACCACCAGCUUGCGUGCAGAGGCUUCUGGGAAGCAGUUUUCUUCCACGGUGCUGAGAUACUUGUGCUCAUGGUCCAGUCCUUGGAUGUGUUCUGCGAGAAGGAGAUCACACAGACGUUUGUUUUUGAGCACCCCGAAGCAAGCGAGAAGGAGAAGCCGGUGACCUGGUGCAAUGAGGUCAGAACGACCAUCCAGGAGCUGGAGCAUCAGCUAACCAAUGCUAUGCACCUUAAUCAGCUCGAGACGGUCACUGCCGCAUUGGAAGCUGCUGCUGACAAGCCUGUCGAUUGCAAGCUGGUGCACCAGUGUAACCAGCUGAAGGAGAAACUUGAGUCGGAAAUACAGCUAGGGAAAGCGAUGCAGGUGACAACCAUCACCGACUUGGACGAGUUUGACAGCGUGCACGAUGCGUUGAGCAAGGCCAUCGACGAUGCAGUCGCAAAGAAAGCGGACCCAGUGCGAGUCCAAGCUGCAAAAACCUUGCGGCGGAAGCUUCUGGCAGAAGCAUCGCUCAUGCGAACUGUUCUCGGUCCGCAGAAAACAACGGUGGCUCACAUCAGCAUGCUGCAGGAGCUGCUAACAGCGGCAAAGGCAGAAAGUGCAAACGAAGAGCUCGUUCUACAAGCUUCCAAGCUGAUAGCACGACUCAGAAGUGAAAGUGAAGUGCAGCAGCGGAUAUCGGCAACGGCAGUCCUGUGCGAAGUUGACUGCUUCAAGGAAGCCGAAGGGAGGGAAGAGAUGCCGGACUGGUCUCGUGACACCGAGAGGUUCGAAGAGUUUCACGAGGACUUCAAACGCGUCAUGGAGGACGCGGAGCGUGAUCAGAUUUCGGAAAUCCUCAUGAACACCGCGCUGGAGCAGCUCGAUAAGAUUGAGCGCUUGCUGGUGGACAAAAAGCAAACAGAAGAAGAAAUGCGCCUCAAGGCAGCAAAGGCGUCAAAGAAAAAAGGCAAAAAAUGA
This is a messenger RNA of Symbiodinium sp. CCMP2456, 2238 nucleotides long. The record is from the annotation of a GenBank genome assembly. Lineage: Eukaryota; Dinophyceae; Suessiales; Symbiodiniaceae.